This is a messenger RNA of Cicer arietinum (chickpea), 1295 nucleotides long. Its product is annotated as protein RESISTANCE TO PHYTOPHTHORA 1, chloroplastic. The record is from RefSeq and is a predicted model, not a curated record. Gene Ontology annotation, cellular component: chloroplast. Gene Ontology annotation, biological process: defense response. NCBI's taxonomy places the organism in Eukaryota, Viridiplantae, Streptophyta, Magnoliopsida, Fabales, Fabaceae.
GCAUUGAUAAUAUUUAGUGAUUCUACAAGUUGUGACAUAUGUAAUAGUUGCUUCCCCUUGUGACAAGUUUGUUCUCCAUUCUCCAGUUGAAGUCGAGGUUUGUCCACCUCACAUUCCUUAUCUUCUCAACAUCAUCCUCUACUUUCCGAUGACAACUUAAUUUCCGAACCCCAAAACAAAGACAAUAUGAACACUUUAAUCCCUUCUUCAAACCAUUACCUUUGUGGGGUCCACUACCCUUUCUUCUCUUCAGUUCUUACCAACAACAACACCAACCUUCCAAUUAGGCGCUCUCCUUUUCCCAUUCCGUGUGCCACUUCAAAUGAAGAGUUUUCAGAAGAGAUCAAAGUAGUUCAACCCAAUUCUAGCGAGGAAAACACUUCCACUACUUUUUCUACUCCAAUCGACAAAGAGCUUAAAAGGGUUGCUCAGAAGACUGCUGCAACAUUUGCACCCAGGGCUUCAACAGCUUCAAAAAACCCAGCAAUACCUGGAAGUACCCUGUACACUGUUUUUGAGGUUCAAGCUUAUGUAUCCAUGUUGUUGGGUGGAGCUUUGUCUUUUAAUCUCAUUUUCCCUUCAGACCAACCUGAUAUUUGGAGAUUGAUGGGAAUGUGGUCCAUUUGGAUGUUCACAAUUCCUUCAUUGCGAGCCCGAGAUUGCUCAAAAAAUGAGAAAGAAGCUCUCAACUAUCUUUUUCUACUGGUCCCAUUGCUCAAUGUUGCAAUCCCAUUCUUCUGGAAAUCCUUCGCUGUUGUUUGGUCGGCAGAUAUAAUAGCUUUCUUUGGAAUGUAUGCAUGGAAGCUUGGAUGGCUCAAGAAAACGGACUAGUUGGCCUGACUUGGUGGUUAGCUGGUUUCAAGGCUAGUUGCUUCUUGACUUUCUCAUGGAUCUCAAUUAUAUAAUAUGACAAAGCAAAUGAGAUGCAACAUUUCUUCAAAAGCAUUUCGUAGAUCACAGUCUUCAACACCGGGAAGAAAUAAUUCGGCAUGGAAAUUCCAGGUGCUUUUGAAUCUAUUAAGGGAGCUAGACGUCUUCUGUGCAUUUACUUAAUACCAAAUCAAGGAAAUGCUUAUACAUUCUUUAAAAGUUUUGCAUUUUAUCAUGCAUAGCGUUGCAGAAAAAUUGAAAUUAAUGAGUUUGAUCAACAACCUCCCAUAGAUGAAAUGUAAUUUAGUCAUGGUUUAUAGUACAUAUGAUCUGUAUUAAUGUGGUGAAUCAAAAUUGAGAAGACAAUUUUAUCCUAUUGUUUGUGGUGAAUGAAUAGUAAGAGUAAAAAAAUAUCUUGUGUUUAA